Molecule: messenger RNA, 1146 nt
Organism: Cynara cardunculus var. scolymus (artichoke)
Lineage: Eukaryota; Viridiplantae; Streptophyta; Magnoliopsida; Asterales; Asteraceae
Product: protein LIKE COV 1-like
Exons: 7
Coding region: 126-914 (262 amino acids)
Biological process (GO): stem vascular tissue pattern formation
Cellular component (GO): Golgi apparatus
Source: RefSeq, a predicted model, not a curated record
AUCAAAUUCUUGACAUGCAGCCCCAAUUUAUAAGAAGUUUCUCAACGAUUUGAAGUUAGAUUCAAUACAGAAUUCAGUUUUCUAAGUUCAAAAUUUCGAGGAUUUCACGAAAAUUCUGCAGAGUAAUGGGUGAUGAAAGAUCACCUAAUAUCAGAGAUAGAGAUCGAGAGCUGCUUCUACCGAUUGCCAACACCCCUGAUGACGAACAACUUUCUCCAAAACCCUUAUCCUCUGCAAUUUCCUUCUCUCAACACGCCGGCCGUGAGACUUUCUCGAAAGUUCUUAGGAGUUGGGCUUCUAAAAAGUUCAUGACCGGAUGUGUCAUCCUAUUACCAUUAGCUAUUACUUUCUACAUAACAUGGUGGUUUAUACAUUUUGUGGAUGGUUUUUUCUCUCCUAUCUAUGCUCAACUCGGCAUAAAUAUAUUUGGCCUUGGGUUUGUAACUUCUGUGACGGUCAUAUUUGUGGUCGGGAUCUUCAUGUCAUCAUGGUUGGGUGCAUCUGUUUUGAGCCUUGGAGAAUGGUUCAUCAAACGCAUGCCAUUUGUUCGUCAUAUCUAUGAUGCUUCCAAGCAGAUUAGCUCUGCCAUAUCUCCAGAUCAAAAAACUCAAGCCUUUAAGGAAGUUGCCAUUAUCAAGCAUCCUCGUGUUGGUGAAUAUGCAUUUGGGUUCAUCACUUCAUCUGUCGUUCUCCAGAGUUAUUCAGGGGAGGAAGAGCUAUAUUCGGUUUAUGUCCCAACCAAUCAUCUUUACAUUGGUGAUAUAUUCUUGGUCAACUCGAAAGACAUUAUCAGACCAAACUUAUCUGUUCGCGAAGGAAUUGAAAUUGUGGUAUCCGGGGGAAUGUCGAUGCCACAAAAGCUAACGACGUUGGAUUCGGGCAUCAACAUGUAUGGACCUCAUAAUAGAAACUAAGAAGUUGUUUGGUAGAUGCCGAAUGAUUUGGUGCAUAACGGAUAAGGAAUAUGUAAAUAUAUUAUUAGGGUUAAGUUAUCCUCCUGUCACACUGCAUCCAGCCAUAGUUGUUAAGCUGCUGGUAUGGUAAAUUCUAUUUAUAUUUUAAUAAGAAAAAGCAAUGCAGUUAAGUCACAAUACAAACCCUUGUAUUAAUUCUUUAACUACUACAAAUGUAUCCUUUUUAACCAUU